Messenger RNA from Serendipita indica DSM 11827, 1923 nucleotides. The record is from the annotation of a GenBank genome assembly. Lineage: Eukaryota; Fungi; Basidiomycota; Agaricomycetes; Sebacinales; Serendipitaceae.
AUGUUAUUUGUGCCGCAGUGGCUCUUCCAGCCGUCGCCUCCAGCAAACACCGAUGACGAGGUCCAGCAGGAAUCACUAGCACAGCGACUACGGCAUUAUACAGCGAAUGGAGAACGUCCUCCUUCGUCAAGGGUGGACCCAUCGCUCGAGCAGCGCGAGUACCAACCACGCACUUUGACCGACCUCUGGAAAUACGGCGCGUUUCUCGCGACAAAGGCAACGGAUGUAGCCUCUGACCUCGUACGACACAAACUCGUCGGCGCACGAAAGAAGAGCUGGGGAGUCGAAAUGACCAUUCUAUCUGCUCUCAUGCGUAAUAUUGGACAAAAUUCCAGUCUGGCAGACCUGCCCAUGCUCCGUUUCUUCAUCUCCAUCUCUGGCCUCGCUCCGUUGCCCUCAGAUGCCAUCGUUACCCCUGUCACGUUCAGGGUUCACAAGCGCAAUUUGCGCGGAUUCUUAGCCGAAAGCGACGCAAAGGAAGACGGGAGCCGAAUUUUAUCGGGCGAAUGGAUUGUGGGACGCAGUCUGUGGCUUCGACUACAGCAUGAAUGGCGCAGCGCGAAAAGAGACGAAAAUGGCAAGCGACCACGACAGAAACCGGGUCGGGUGAUUCUGUUCUUGCACGGUGGAGCGUAUUACAUGUUUAGCCCUGCCACCCACCGUACAAUCACUAUACCGCUCAGCAAGUAUUGCGAUGCCCGUGUAUUUGCAGUGGAUUAUCGUUUGGCGCCGGAAACGCGCUUCCCCGGCCAGUUACACGAUGCGGUCCUCGCCUACCUCCGGCUCAUCGACGACCUUCACAUCCCGCCCGAGAAUAUCAUCGUCUGUGGAGAUAGCGCUGGGGGCGGGUUGACCCUAGCACUUCUGCUUUACCUCAGGGAUAACAAUUAUCCUUUGCCUGCUGGUUCCAUGCUGUUUUCGCCUUGGGUCGAUCUAACGAUGAGCUGCGACUCUUGGGACAGCAAUGCCCAAUUCGACCUCGUUCCGAUGCCUCAAUCUGGAGAUCACCUCAACCCAAUACUAUGCCUCUUAGGACCGGAAGGGAUCUCCAAAUACCUUACCCAUCCCUAUGCGAGCCCACUCUUUGGCGCGCUCGAAGGUCUCCCGCCGAUGCUCAUCCAGUCAGGUGAUGCAGAAGUGUUGAGGGACGAGGCACUGUUGCUCGCGCACAAGGCCACGUUAGCAGGGGUCAAUGUGCGGCAUGAGAUUUACGAAGAUCAGGUCCAUGUUUUCCAAAUGUUCUUCUUUUUGGAAGCGACAAAAAAGGCCAUGCUAAGCUGUCGCGAGUUUGUCGCUGGUGUGCUCAACCCGCGAGAAGGCACUCGGGGUGCACGCGAGAUUGGCAAAGAAGCGGAGCGUGGCCUGGAGCAGGAGAUUGCGGGGACGUCUGCUCGAAUCGUGCGUGGGGAUGGAACAGUGGUGGAAGACAAACGACCUGCGGACCUAUCGUCGUCGUCGAGAGGAUCGUCGCCAGUGGGAGAAGAGGGUCGGGCGUCUUUAGACGUUGAACCCAGCUGGUUUUCGACACGUGAUGGACGAGAUGGUACAGAAGUCGAUAUGGAAUUGGAAGAGCAAGACCUGCCGAUCAGCUUCAAGCCCCGCAAACGCGCUUCUCCGUCCAACCUCGAAUCGUCAAAGACCAAGGAUGCUCAAAGCUAUUUUACAUCGAAAUCGACGAUACUGGAACAGCACACGCCGCCUACUGUACUCGCCGAACGCAAUGGCAAGACGCUGCAGCGACAACGGACACAUAUGCAUAUCAGUGUCACAUCUACAAAUGCUCUCAAUUCACCUCCACCGCUAUUAACACCCUCUGUUCGACGCCGAGAACGGGCCAUCAGUCACCCUGAUGUGCGACUGUUGUGCGAGUCGUUUUCGCAAGGGCCGGCAAUGGAUGUAGUUCGAAUUGAAGCCGAGGGAUAA